AUGGUUUUGAACUACCCACAGAGAGAAAUUAAAGAAUCUUCGUCCAAGGACAUGGCACCUACUUCCUCGUCGAUGGACAUUUGCUCACGUUCCGAUGCACAAGCAGAGGAAGACAGAGGUUUACUUGACCCUCACCUCUCAGUGCUAGAACUGUUAGGUAAGACAGGCCACUCACCCUCUCCGAUGGGACAAAGCUUGGUUACAUCCAUCGACAUAUCCGGCCACCAAAACGUGAACGAUAGUAUAUCAGGAUCAUGGCAAGCCAUUCAACCUUUGGACUUGGGCGCCUCUUUCAUCCCAGAAAGAUGCUCUUCUCAGACGACUAAUGGAAGUAUUUUGUCGUCUAGUGAUACUUCUGAGGAAGAACAAGAGUUGCUCCAAGCGCCCGCUGCUGAUAUAAUAAACAUCAUUAAACAGGGACAGGAAGGUACAAAUGUUACAUCGUCGUCUCAUCCCUUCAGGCAACUGCAUAAAGUAAUAUCAUUGCCAAUCCCUAGUAGAGAAAAGACACCCUAUAAAGAGCAAGAUAUCAAUGAUGACGAAGAUGGGGCUUAUGAAGAAGAUAGUGUGACCAUAACAAAGAGCUUGACAUCUUCAACGAAUUCCUUUGUUAUGCCCAAAUUAUCACUAUCACAAAAGAAUCCAGUUUUUCGUCUUCUGAUACUAGGAAGAACUGGUUCCAACUUUUAUCAAUCAAUACCAAAAGAAUAUCAGUCUCUUUUUGAACUACCGAAGUACCAUGAUUCCGCAACAUUUCCACAAUAUACAGGUAUCAUUAUAAUUUUCCAGGAGCUGAGAGAAAUGGUGUCCCUACUAAAUAGGAUUGUUCAAUAUUCCCAAGGAAAGCCUAUAAUACCGAUCUGUCAACCAGGUCAAACCAUUCAAGUGAAGAACGUUUUGAAGUCAUUUUUAAGGAAUAAACUCAUCAAACUUCUGUUUCCUCCCGUAGUUGUAACCAAUAGAAAAGAUUUAAAGAAAAUGUUUCAAAGAUUACAAGAUCUAUCCUUGGAAUAUGCAGAAGAUGAGAACGAGGAAGGCGAUGAUGACGAAACUACAAAGUCCCGAUCCUACUAUCGUUAUAAAAAAGCCAACAACUCAAAAAGGAAAUCUCCCAAAUCAAAUAAAAAACCCAAGAAAAAGAAGCAGAGAUUCUUCACAAGCUGGUUCACGUGGGGCAUUUCGAUUACUAUAGGAAUAAGUUUCGGAUGUUGUGUAACAUACUUUGUCACUGCAGCAUACGAUCAUCAAACAGUCAAAUCCUUAAGUUUACGGUCAUCUCUACUGACUUCUAUGCUUUCCUUAGAUUCUUCUAGCGACACGGUCAAUACCCCCGCCACUGCUUCUCCCUCUUCAAGUGAGCAUUUUUUAUGGUUUGAUAAGGGUACUCUUCAAAUAAACUUUCAUUUGGAUGGACUUAUUAUGAAAAGUCUUUCCGUUAUCAAGGAAACUUGGGUCAAAAUGAAUGAUUUUGUCUUGCACGCUCUAUCUCGGCCUUUAAGUUUUUUAGAGAAUCUGAAUAGAAGCUCUGAUUUUUCCAUUGAUGAAUCUAAUCGGAUUUUAGCACUUGGUUAUAUUCUAUUAUAA
This is a messenger RNA of Saccharomyces mikatae IFO 1815, 1584 nucleotides long. RefSeq names its product mitophagy protein ATG32 (gene ATG32). The coding region runs from base 1 to 1584 and encodes 527 amino acids. The transcript has a single exon. Lineage: Eukaryota; Fungi; Ascomycota; Saccharomycetes; Saccharomycetales; Saccharomycetaceae. The record is from RefSeq and is a predicted model, not a curated record.